Molecule: messenger RNA, 640 nt
Organism: Drosophila erecta
Lineage: Eukaryota; Metazoa; Arthropoda; Insecta; Diptera; Drosophilidae
Exons: 3
Coding region: 1-417 (138 amino acids)
Source: RefSeq, a predicted model, not a curated record
AUGUGUAAAAUAAAAUCGCCUCUUUUAUGGAUUCUGGGAGGAUUUGCUUUCGUAUCCAUUUUGAUAGGGCUGCUGCGACAUGUGUUUAGGGUCAGCACAUACGAUAUUAUGUUCCUUACUCCGGUUGUUAUUUUCAUUGGCUUUGGCUUUACAAUAAAAAUGAUGUCGGAUGUGGAGUAUAUACAUUUUGCGUUGCUCUCUAUUUUUGUCAUACCAAUAUGCUGUGCAUUCGUAUUUGCGUUCAAGAUAAGCACUCUACUCAAGGACUGGAAUUCUUUUGAAAUGUUUUUCAAAAUCGGACACAUUUUGCAUCUGACGUUUUUAAUAGGUAAGCAGAUCAAUUAUGGUAGUCAAAUAUCUAAUGUUAUUAGUGUUUUCAUGCGUUUGGCUUCUGUUUAUCUUGACCUAUUUAAAUGAAAUGAAUGGAUCCGGCUGGUGCUAAUGGAAAUAUUAAGGGAACGCGCGAGUUGGAAAACUGCUUUUAAAGUUACAAUCCCAUUCAUCGACAACGUGAUUAGCUGAAAAUUUGAUGCCAAACUUCUAAUGAUGGUGAAUGAAAAUCACCGGAAAGUUUAGCGCUGGCAAGCCCCUCUAAUAAGACACAUUGUCUAGCCGAAGGAUAUGGCCAAAACGAAAGGUA